AUAACACCCACUGUCAUCGAUGGAUUGACGCAGCAGCCUGGACGAAACUUCAAUUGUUAACUGUUCCCGCUGGCCGCACACAAACACACACUCAGAACCACAGGCGCACACACACACACGUAUAGUCACAUCGCACGGAGCGAGCAAACAAACAAAACAAACAAUAACACAAGAGAAGGAUGAGCAGCCAGGGACACCACAAGAUGCAGGGAUGCGGCAGCCUGUCCGGCGGCAAGCAGGUUGGCGCAUCCGGCGGCGGCAAGAACAACGGCGCCCAGGAGCAGGAAUUCACCGAUGUGAUCGAUCUGGGCGAUCGCUUCUCGGCGGACAUGGCGCGCCUUUGCAUGAACGAGCGGUACGCGGACGUGGAGUUCGUCGUCGAGGAGCAGCGCCUGCCCGCCCACCGCGUCAUACUCGCCGCCCGCAGCGAGUACUUUCGCGCGCUGCUAUACGGCGGCAUGGCGGAGACGACACAGCGCCAAAUACCGCUGGAGGUGCCGCUGGAUCCGUUCAAGGUGCUGCUGCGCUACAUCUACUCGGGCACACUGCUGCUGUCCACCCUGGACGAGGAUGCCGUCAUCGAUGUGCUGGGCAUGGCCAAUCAGUAUGGAUUCCAGGACCUGGAGAUGGCCAUCUCGAAUUAUUUGCGCCAGUAUCUGGCCUUAAACAAUGUGUGCAUGAUUCUGGAUGCGGCGCGACUCUAUAAUCUGGAGGAGCUCACCCAGGUGUGUCUGAUGUUCAUGGAUCGCAAUGCCGCCGACCUGCUGCAGCACGACUCCUUCAAGACACUGUCCAAGGAAUCGCUGGAGGAGGUGCUGCGACGUGACUGCUUCUUCGCACCCGAAGUGCAGAUCUUUUUGGCCGUGUGGAAGUGGAGCCGCUACAAUACGAACGUGGACAUCAAGUCGGUGGUCAGUUAUGUGCGCCUACCGCUGAUGAAUCUCGAGCAUCUGCUGCAGGUGGUGCGUCCCUCGGGCAUUCUGGAUCCCGACAAGAUACUCGACGCCAUCGACGAGCGCAGCACCUCAAAGGGGCUGCCCUACAGGGCGGCACUCUGGCCGGAGGAGAACGUGGCCACGGCCAAGUUUCUGUCGCGCUGCAUCCAGGGUGAGUGCCGCACCGCGCUGCUAGACGGAGAUGUGACCACCUACGACAUGGAGCACGGGUAUACGCGCCACUGCAUCACGGACAGCAACGAUGCGGGCAUUGUGGUCGAACUGGGCACGCUUUGCAUGAUCAAUCACAUACGCAUGCUGCUCUGGGACAGCGACAGCAGGGCGUACUCCUACUUUGUUGAGGUGUCUGGCGACCAGCAGCAUUGGGAGCGCGUGGUCGACUACAGUGACUACCACUGCCGAUCCUGGCAGUAUUUGUACUUCGAGGCGCGUCCCGUCCGGUUCAUCCGCCUGGUGGGCACCCAGAACACAGUCAACCGGGUAUUCCAUGUGGUGGGCCUGGAAGCGAUGCACACGGCCAAGGUGCCGCGGUUAAUUGAUCAUUUUGUGGCGCCCAAUGCGAACGUGGCCACCGUGGAGAAGAGCGCCAUUGUGACGGACGGCGUAAGUCGCACCCGCAAUGCGCUGAUCAACGGUGAUUAUGUGCGCUACGACUGGGACUCGGGCUAUACGUGCCACCAAUUGGGCAGCGGUGAGAUCGUCGUCCGUUUGGGCCAACCCUACUAUGUGGGCUCCAUGAGGCUGUUGCUGUGGGACUGCGAUGAUCGCACCUACAGCUUUUACAUCGAAACCUCGACGAACCGCAAGGACUGGCAGAUGGUCGUGGAUCGGCGCAACGACAAGGCCCGCUCAUGGCAGAACUUUCACUUCGCCCCACGUCCCGUCGUCUUUAUCCGCAUUGUGGGCACGCGCAACACAGCGAAUGAGAUCUUUCACUGCGUCCACCUCGAAUGCCCCACCCAGGACAAGAGCUACCUAAAGAAGAUAGCCGACAUGGAGAAGGAGCGCGGGAAGAAAGAGAAGGAGUGCGGUUCGGAUAAGACGGUCAAGACGGAUGAUGACAAUAUUGCCUCUACCUCGAGAUCCUCGUUGGCUUCAGUCCACGCUGAAGGUCCCUCCACUUCAGCCAACAGCAGCCAAAACGUUUUAAAGUCCAACCACUGGCCGCCACAGACACAGUCUCCCAAACCGAUGCAGACCAAGGAAAAGGCAGUGGCCGUUGUCCCACCCACUCCACCAGCACUCUCCCCGUCCGUCACGCCAGCACUUCCGGCUCCUCUGACCCCGGCACCCUCGUCGCCCCGUAAGCAGGAACAAGAAGCGCCAAAGAAGUCCAGUGCAGACGCAAGCGCCCACACCAGUCCCAGUCCCAGUCCAAGGAGCAACGGCAGUCCCAGUCCAAGGAGCAACGCCAGUCCCAGUCCAAGUAGGAGCCGAAGCCAGAGUGCGGAGUCGGAGCCAGUGCCGCCAUUGGUGGAGCUGGACACCAAGGAGACGCGUUGAGCUGAUGAUAUGAAAUAUGAUGUAUAUGAUGGAUGUACUUGAAACGAUGUUAGUCCCCGCGCUUAGUUGUAGUUUGCAGAUCGUGCUGCUCUUGUUAUCUAGUCCUUCCCAGUGCCCCUGUGCUUGCUGGCUACAUCGCAUCGCUUAUUGGUUUUGCGUAAUUACCUUAAUACGUUAUAUACUUAUAUAUAUAUAUAUACAUAUACAUUUAUGUAUAUUUUUGAUUUUAUUGUGAUCCAGAGAAAAUUCCUUAUGAUUGCAAGGCAGCAGAGUUAUUUAUAUAAGCAAUAUCACUUAAUUCUAUGCACACACACACACACACACACAUAUUCAACGCGAAUUCGAAUGAGAUUUCCGAGCAGCUGAACCAAAAUUGUAUACGAGUUCCGAUCGCAUAGUCGGAGUCUGUCCACAGUUGUGUCCUGUCCAUCUGUCCAUGUCCAUGUCCCUAACGAAAACAAUCCAGUGUUGUUCCGCAACUCGUAGUCUAGGCUCAUCGAGCGACCCAAAAAUUAGGCUCUAUUUAUUAGGCAAAAUUUGUCAUAGUUUGUACUGCACCCAAAAUAAAAGCUAACCAAAAAAAAAA
Molecule: messenger RNA, 3045 nt
Organism: Drosophila yakuba
Lineage: Eukaryota; Metazoa; Arthropoda; Insecta; Diptera; Drosophilidae
Gene: BTBD9
Product: BTB/POZ domain-containing protein 9
Exons: 4
Coding region: 180-2459 (759 amino acids)
Biological process (GO): modulation of chemical synaptic transmission; adult locomotory behavior; circadian behavior
Molecular function (GO): protein binding
Source: RefSeq, a predicted model, not a curated record